GUUUCUUUGACAAGGCAAAGAAGAGAAUUUUGGGGGAUAAACUUGAGGCAGAGUUGACUCAGACUGAUGACCCAGCUAGAAGGGAGGAGCAUGAAGGGCUUUCUGGAUUUGACCCUUCAUGGUGGGGCCAUCAGGAGCUGGGUCAAAUCAGGAAUCACACAGAUAGUUUCAAGUCUAUCCGCGAUGCCAGAGUCAACCUCUUUGUUGUAGAAACCAACAAGUUGCUUAUUCGACUUGACAAACUAUUGAGCCCAGAAGCACCACUAGACCCAAAAAAGAGAAGAGCAUUUGAGAAAUCGAUUGUGAAAUGGAUAGCUGACAGUGAAGUCCCUGCUUGCUUGAACUGCUUAUGUUCAUUUGGGUUGCUGACUCGUAGACAUCACUGCAGAUUGUGUGGUGGUGUCAUGUGUGAUAAAUGCUCUCAGUUUAUGUCACUAUCGUUUGCACAAAAAUUGGUGAACCCUGCCCACAUUUUUAGUGGAGAGGCAUUUAUCAAACGAACUAACAGCAAUAGCAGCCUGAAUUCUCUAGGCAAGUCUGGUGAAGAUGCCCUGAUGAGAGUGUGUCAAAUGUGCCGGAGACUGCUGCAGAGGCGGGAUCAUAUGACAGAGCUGCGAAACAGCAAACCUCCAAUAGUACAGGUUUAUGAUAAAAUGAAAAUGUGCAUCAUGGAAGCAGAACAGAUUCUUCCAGGCUACAUGAACAUGGUGGAGUCUUUGAGCCAGGGAGAAACUGUGUACAGCUACAUGCAAGCCCAGAUCCAGAGAAGCAAGCUAGUCAAGCUGUAUGAAGUCAUUGAUCAACUCAGGGGAAAUGAGCUAUACAUCAAAACCAUGCCUGUGAUCAUUGAGACCAGUUCUGUUCAAAUAAAGGAGAAGAAUCAUGGAGAAAUAUGUGACUAUAAACUGUUAUGUAUUGCCCAUUAUAUGUCUGUUCUGUUUGCACUGCCAACAGAGGAAGAGUACAACCAACUGCGCCAGGCCCGGGCUGCAGAGAUCCAGAGAAAGAUUGCGGCAGAAAGGCAAGCGGCUUUGGAAGCUCAGGAGAGAGAGCGACAGGAAAGAGAAAAACUAGAUAAGGAACCCUCCAAAGAGGCUAGUUCACACCAUGAAACUGCUCAAAAACCUGGAAAUAAACGAGCAGCAUCUGAAGGUCAGCCAAAGAAAGUGCUUGGCGUCAAAAUUGCGUUUAAUACAAGUCAGAAAAGUGACAGCAGAAACAGCCCGGAUGUCACUGUCAUCAGUGGAUGGAAGCCAGCGGAUGAAACAAUCACUGUUAGCCAAGCCAGUGAUCCGGUGGUGCAGCAAAUGGAGAUUAUCAAGAGCUAUAUCCUACAAGCCAGACAGGCAAAUCGUCUGGAUGAGGUUGCCAUGUUGGAGCAGAACUUACGAGAUCUUCACGCUGAGUACUUGCGACAGAAGCAGCGGCAGAAGGAAAGCCUGUCUAGUUAA
Molecule: messenger RNA, 1451 nt
Organism: Candidula unifasciata
Lineage: Eukaryota; Metazoa; Mollusca; Gastropoda; Stylommatophora; Geomitridae
Source: the annotation of a GenBank genome assembly